UUACAUAAUAACAGAUUCGACACAUCAAUAGGAGGUCUGAUAUUUAGCAAUCAAUUCAUUCAAAUAUCAAGUUAUUUGCCGUCAAAUAAUGUGUACGGUUUGGGAGAGAAUACUCACCCGUCUCUCAGACAUGACUUAAAUUACAAGACUUGGCCCAUAUUUACCAAAGAUAAUGCACCCGAAACUAAUGACGAAAAGAAUAAUUACGGUCAGCACCCCUUCUAUACAGUACUUGAAAGUAAUGGCAAUUCUCACGGAAUUCUAUUACUUAACAGCAAUGCUAUGGAAUACACACUAAUGCCGGCGCCGGCGAUGUCUGUGAAGACAAUCGGAGGAAUAUUGGAUUUCUUUGUGUUUAUCGGCGAUAAUCCCGAACAUGUCAUACAGUUAUACACUUCACUCAUUGGGCGCACAUUUAUGCCCUCGUUUUGGGCGUUUGGCUUUCAGUUAUCGAAAUGGAAUUAUAAGGACUUAAAUGAAGUGAAGGCUACUGUCGAGCGACAGAUCAAACACCAGAUCCCAUAUGUGAGACCAGAUUGUAAUUCAUCCUAA
This is a messenger RNA of Medioppia subpectinata, 552 nucleotides long. Lineage: Eukaryota; Metazoa; Arthropoda; Arachnida; Sarcoptiformes; Oppiidae. The record is from the annotation of a GenBank genome assembly.